AUGGCAACCCUUAAAUGUCCAGCUCAUGCUCCUCCUCCUUCUGAGGACGCUGAGCAGCUUCGUAAAGCUUUCGAAGGUCUUUCUUCAUCACUUUCUAAUUUCAAUCCUUUUAGUGACCAUUUUAGAUUAGUUAUAGAUACUGAAUCAUACGGUAAACAGAUGCUUCCGUUUGCAGGCUGGGGUACCAACGAGCAAAUGAUCAUCGACAUAUUGGCUUACAGGAAUGCAGCACAGCGCAUUUCGAUUAGGAAAGCUUACAGUGAAGCUUAUGGGGAAGAUCUCCUCAAGGCCUUGGAGAAGGAACUUACUCGUGACUUCGAGCGGGUUGUGCUGCUGUUUACCCUGGACCCUGCAGAGCGAGAUGCACAUCUGGUUAAUGAAGCCACAAAGAAGGCCUCAUCAAGCAGUUGGAUCAUCAUGGAAGUAGCCUGCGCUAGAUCUUCAAAGGAGCUACACGCCGCCAAGAAGUACUAUCAUGCUCGAUAUAAGAAAUCCCUCGAGGAAGACGUCGCGCACCACACCAGCGGUGAUUACCGCAAGCUUUUGGUCCCUCUUGUUAGCGCAUUCCGCUAUGAGGGCGACGAGGUGAACUUGUCGUUGGCGAAAUCCGAGGCUAAGAUACUUCGUGAAAAGAUCUCGACCAAGCAUUACAAUGAUGAGGAGGUGAUCAGGAUUCUAUCAACAAGGAGCAGGGCACAGCUAAAUGCAACUUUCAAUCAGUACAAUUCUUCAAUCGGCAAUGCCAUCAAUAAGGAUCUGAAGCCUGAGAGCAAGGAUGAAUACCUCAAAUUAAUGAGAGAUGUUAUCAAGUGCUUGACUACCCCCGAGGACUAUUUCGAGAAGGUUUUACGUCAAGCCAUCAAUCGAAUCGGAUCAGAUGAUACAGCUAUUAUACGAGUCGUGGCAACUCGUGCAGAGGUAGACAUGGUACGCAUCAAGGAAGCAUAUCAGCGUAGGAACAGUGUUCCUCUCGAGAAAGCAAUUGCUGGAGAUACUUCUGGGGACUAUAAGAGAAUGCUUCUUGCCUUGAUCGGAGCCGGAGAUGUCUGAACCGUUAUUGGUUUUUGGAUCCUUCGUAUGAUUAACCUAGUAUGCCUCUUCAGCAAUGACUUAAUGUUUGCUUGGCAAUUAUUUGAAACGCCAU
This is a messenger RNA of Hibiscus syriacus, 1144 nucleotides long. Its product is annotated as annexin D2-like. Lineage: Eukaryota; Viridiplantae; Streptophyta; Magnoliopsida; Malvales; Malvaceae. Bases 1 to 1050 code for a protein of 349 amino acids. Gene Ontology annotation, molecular function: calcium ion binding; calcium-dependent phospholipid binding. Gene Ontology annotation, cellular component: cytoplasm; cytosol. The transcript has 6 exons. The record is from RefSeq and is a predicted model, not a curated record.